This is a messenger RNA of Aspergillus wentii DTO 134E9, 1962 nucleotides long. RefSeq names its product putative flavin-containing amine oxidase. The transcript has a single exon. NCBI's taxonomy places the organism in Eukaryota, Fungi, Ascomycota, Eurotiomycetes, Eurotiales, Aspergillaceae. The record is from RefSeq and is a predicted model, not a curated record. The coding region runs from base 74 to 1861 and encodes 595 amino acids. Gene Ontology annotation, molecular function: oxidoreductase activity.
GAUGAACUGUCAUGAUUAAUUCAUUUAAUUCAUCACUUAUCCUAUCAUCAUCGUCAUCAUCGUCUGUAUCAAAAUGCGCUCAAUUGACCUCCACAACACCUCCUCUGCCUACUACGCUCCUGGCGUCAUCUCCGGAAGCCAGCUUCAUAUCGCGGGCCAAGCGGGCGCCAUCCAGAAUCCCCCUUCGGACUAUGUCUCCCAAAUCCAUCUUGCUCUCUUGAACCUUCACCGCAUCAACACCGCUGCUGGUGCCUCUGUCCGCGACAUUGUCAAGCUCAAUCUCUACAUUGUCCACUAUAACCCCGCCAACCGUGCUCAUACUCGUCCGCUGCAGAAGUUCCUCGGCUCGCACCGUCCGGCCAUCACGCUGGUUCCUGUAUCUCAGCUGGCUGUUCCAGGAUGGCUGUUUGAAAUUGACGCUGUCGUCGAGAUUCCCCCUCGUCUGACCCGCAGUCUCACUCCUGCUUCGGCCGUUGAGGAAACCGAUGUCGUUGUGAUCGGUGCUGGACUGUCUGGUCUCACGGCUGCUGAGAAGAUCCUCCAGUCUGGUCAUUCCUGCAUCAUCCUUGAAGCCAGAGACCGCGUCGGAGGACGAACUUGGUCCCAGCCCCUCGAAGACAAUGGCGUCGUCGAUCUGGGAGCCGCCUGGAUCAACGACACCAACCAGUCUCGCAUGAUUGCCCUCGCCCGCAGAGCCGGGGCAGAGCUCAUCGAGCAGAACAUCGUGGGCAAUGGCAUCCUCCAGCGAGAAGACAAGCAGCGCAUCGUCUUCCCCUACGGCACCACUCCCAAGAUCACCGCCCAGAUCCAGCAGGAGAUGGAGCGUCUCCGCGACGAGGUCGAGGCCGACUGCCAAAAGGUCGACUGCAGCCGUCCGGUCGACGUGGAGCUCGACUCGCUCACCUUCCUGGCCUAUCUCCAACGCAAAGGAGCCAGCGAAGCCGCCAUCGCCAACGCCUCCGUCUGGACCCGCGCCAUGCUGGGCCACGAACCCCAGGAUCUCUCCGCCCUCUACUUCCUCAACUACUGCAAGUCUGGUGGUGGAUUACUCCAGAUGCGAUCCGACGGGAAACACGGCGCUCAAUACCUUCGCGUGCGCCAGGGAACCCAGAUCUUCGCCACCACCCUCGCUGCAGCCCUCCCCCCAUCCACCCUCCGUCUCAACCACCCCGUCACGUCCAUCCACCAGCUCAGCUCGCAGAACAUCCUCAUCGAAUCCGCCGGCCGAACCAUUCGCGCCCGCAAAGUCAUCAGCAGCGUCCCAACCCCCGUCCUCAAAACCAUCACCUUCAACCCUCCCCUCCCGCCAAAGAAGAAACUCCUCACCGACAGCUUCCGCUACGGCUACUACACAAAAGUCAUGCUCGUCUUCCGCUCCCCCUGGUGGGUUGAGCGUGGAUUCUGCGGCCUCGCCCAGUCCUUCCACGGCCCCGUCUCCGUCUUCCGCGAUACCAGCAGCCCCAACGACAAGAAAUAUGUCCUCACCUCCUUCCUCGCCGGCGACGCCGGCCGAGCCUGGUCCGCCCUCCCCACACCAAAGGACCGCGAAGACGCCCUCCUCGCCCAACUCGGCGACAUCUACGGCGAUCCCGCCCUGCCCCGCGCAGAAUUCAUCCAAAGCGUCGGCCACGAGUGGAGCAUGGAAAAGUUUUCCGGGGAGGGCUGUCCCUGCCCUGCUCUGCCGCCUGGGGUGUUGAGUAUCGCGGGCGACGCUCUCCGCGAACCAGUCGGAGAUGUGCAUUUCGUCGGCACCGAGACGGCGGCCGAGUGGAAGGGAUACAUGGAGGGUGCGGUGAGAAGUGGUGAACGGGGUAGUGAGGAGGUGUUGGAUGGAUUCAGGAGGGUGGUUGCUCGUCUGUAAAUUCUGUAUAGUCUGAUCGAGCAUGAGAUUCAUGGAUAUGAAUAGUAUGGAUAUGAAUGUACGGAGUAAUUAAAUCAAGAGACCUAAUUGCAUGAUUUAUU